This is a messenger RNA of Serendipita indica DSM 11827, 1842 nucleotides long. Lineage: Eukaryota; Fungi; Basidiomycota; Agaricomycetes; Sebacinales; Serendipitaceae. The record is from the annotation of a GenBank genome assembly.
AUGGGCUUUUUUGCCAAUCGUUGGAUUGAGAAACACGGUGCGGACACGGAGAAGGCGGCGCUCUCGACAGGAUCCACGCCGGUUGUACAGCCAAAGACGAAAUGGUACUCGCGCAAGAAGGACCAAGACAGUGGGGGCCCUUCGACAUCGACCGCGAAUGGCAAAUCACAGUCUCAAAAGCCUGCUAAUCAAGACACUGUGACUGCCAACGGUACAAAGAGUCGGCCAGCGCCAUCGUACGGGACGUGGAGUGCAAAGACUGCACCGACCGUCAUGUCAGACGACGAAGACACCCAGAGUCGAUACGGAACAAUGAGAAAGCUCUCUAGCGCUUCUCAACCCGGUCCCUCUUCCCUCCCUGCCAGACUGGCGACGGACAAUGUCACAGUCACGCUUGCGCAACGACUAGACGAAUUGGCGACAGCUAACGCGGAUGGGUUGCUAAGGUAUGGUCUCCUCUAUUUCGCCUACCUAGUCGCUCUAGGCGGCGACGACGAAUAUCGAUUGCUCCGACAAAACCUGUUCGAGCGCUUUGGGUCCGUGGCGGCCCAAAUACCCGCCGAACAGUCGCCAAUUGCACUUCCCUCGCCGCUCAAUCGAAAGGCGUCAAUGUCAAAUUCCAACGCCGAGCGAACUUCCGGUCAAUCGUCCGUGCCGCAAGGAGAUUCCAACUUUAAUGUUUCAAAAGGGACACACUCGAUUCGCUCCAACCGCUCGCAAGGCUCGUCGAUACAAACCGCCAUUACCUCUCUGAUUCGACGAGCGACACGCCGGUCAUCAACAACGCCACGUACAAGCUUUGGUGGUAGUGGAAACGAUGCCGAAUCUACAUACUCGCGGGGCUCGCGCAAUAGCUCGGUACAUCCAAGAGGCCUACCACGAACGCUGGUCCACAAGGCUUCUGCCGGUUCAAUACAAACCAGCCCUUCCCUCGGAGCGAUGCCUACCGGGUCCGGAAGUGGACUUCGUAUGACUGCGACCUUUGUCUCUAGAACCACGUCGCGAAGUCGGCCACCCUCUUCCUAUCAUCGGAGACAUGCGCCAUCAGAAGGUGGUGGUUCAGACGAGAUUGGGGCAGAUUGGACUGCAGCAGAGCUUCGAGCCGAGAUUGUCAGUCUGGAAGAAGAGAACAAAAAAGUAUUGGACAUGUUCAACGGGCUGGAGAUGACCGUUUUGAUGAAGUACAGACCGGCCAUGGGGGGUCGAAUAGAUACGAAUGGGGCCAACAUCGUCGGCUCCCCCACCCGCGAGCUUCCCACGGAAUGGAAGUUAUCACAGGACAUGAAGAAGCUGAAUGCACACGAAAAGUCAUCUCGGGCGAGUGUUUCAUCGAGCUCCCUAAGGAGCUUUGCCGCUCUACAGCGAAAGGGGUCCCUCAGUUUCCUGAGCAGACGGAACCAAGCCCUUCCCCCACUUCCCCCCCUCCCGACCGCUGCAGUAGCAUCCUCGUCGUCCUCAGCGUCGAAUUCGAAUCUCAGUUCAUCGGCGUUGCUACCCUCGACUUCGUCCUCCCUACAUCCGAUGACAGCAUCACAAUCUAACCGCUCCUCCCCUAAUCUCUCACUUGAUCGCGUUCCUUCUUCCCCGACGCCGCAUGGGAAACUGUCCCGUUCGCGGUCGGGGUUUGUUGGGACGAAUCACGGCAGGGAAGACAGCCAGCCAUUGAACGUGGUCAACCUAGGGGUAGACGAUGAGCGAGACACGGAGCAGGUAGCUUUGGAAAGGGGUUUGGAGGAUAUUCGACGCAAGCGUGCGAGCGUGGUGUCCCGGUACGACAAGCGGCUCGAGUAUCUGCGCGCGCGCCUACGUACGGCAGAGAUACACGAGCGACUGCUCAAGUGA